Messenger RNA from Trachymyrmex cornetzi, 427 nucleotides. RefSeq lists its product as uncharacterized. The transcript is spliced from 2 exons. The record is from RefSeq and is a predicted model, not a curated record. The annotation marks the transcript as partial. Lineage: Eukaryota; Metazoa; Arthropoda; Insecta; Hymenoptera; Formicidae.
CGGACGAUCAUAAAAUGGCUGCAAACUUGUCGUGUUCUAUUGAGAUGGUACUCCGAAUAAUCUCGCUGUUCCUACACUCAUUUAUAAUCUGCAAGAAGCUUUUCACCUCUAUAGUUUUCCGACGCGGUAAAACUAUGGAACAAUUACCGGGGAAACGUGCCGGUACGAACGUAUACGUAUACGAUGGAUACAUAUAUCAUAUGGAUAAACGAUGCAAAGGACUUUAUCGGUGCUCGUCGCGACGAAGUUUAGAAUGUUACGCUAUAUUAUCACGAAAUCUUGAUGGGACGUAUACUUUAAAAUCACAACACAAUCAUCCGGCAAACGACACGGUAUUGCAGGAGUUUCAAAUGAAGCAAGAGAUGCGGCAAAUGUGUCGAGAAACAGUCAUGAAACCAAAAGAAAUAUUUGAUGCAGUAUGCCGAGG